UCUCAUCAAAUCUCUCUUCCCCAAUUUCCAAACAUUCAUUGUUUUUUCAUUCUCUUUCACUAAAACAUGGGUCUUUCCUACCCUUCACUCCCAUUUUUUCUUCCCAUUUUGUUCUUCAUUCCCCUUUUAUUUGCAGAUAAUUACACCAAUUAUUAUAACACUAACAACAACAACAACAACAAUGGGAACACUAAUUUUAGCACAAAUCCAUUUCCAUCUCCAUCUCAAACAAAACCCAAUUCUUCUUCUCCGUUCAAACCAAGUACCGCUGUUGUAGCAUUCGUCGCUAUUUUGACUACCUUGUUUGCUAUCAUCUUCCUUUUGUUACUCUAUUCUAAACAUUGUGGGGGUGACAAUGACAUUAGUAAUUAUAAUACUACUAACCCGUUUAGUUACAGUUCAUCGUUGGUCACCGCCGGGAGGAAUUCGGGGAUCAACAGAGUGGUGGUGGAAUCGCUUCCGUUAUUCCGGUUCAGCUCACUGAGUGGUCAUAAAAACGGUCUCGAAUGUGCCGUUUGUUUAACCAGGUUCGAACCCGAUGAACUCCUUCGUCUCUUACCUAAAUGUAAACACGCGUUCCAUGCCGAGUGUGUUGAUACUUGGCUCGAUGCUCAUUCAACUUGUCCUCUUUGUCGUUACCGAGUUGACCCAGAAGACAUACUCUUAAUAUCAGACCAAGAUCCAACCACCAUUGCCUCUGCUUCAUCUUCGAAUCGUUUUGAACCCACUGAGUCAGACCGGACGAGACGAGUAUCAGGGCGGCACUCAUACGCCGCCGGAGAACGGACAGCGGCGGCGACGGGGGGGAGUUACAGGAAAGACGGGAUGCUAUUGAAGAGAAUGGAGCAUAGGAUAAUAGUAUCGGGUACGGGUACGGAGAGUGGGUACCAACAAAGAUGGAGCGACGUACAACCGUCGGAUCUAUUAUAUCUACGGUCGGAAAUGAUUAUAAGUCAGAGCCGUAGAUUAAGAAUAGGAGGAGCAUUGGUUGCAGAGACAGGAAAUGAUGAUAAUAAUAAAAAUGGAAAUGGAAAAUCAGAAGAAGAAAGGUGCAGAAGCAGGUGAGAGAGAGACAGGGAAUGCAUUGGUAGAAGCGUAAUAAAUAAUAAUGGUGGUGUCUGAAUUCACGGGGUUAAUUAUUAGGUUUUCGAGGGUUUUUUUUUUAGUUCAGUGUUUUUUGGUUAAUAUAUGUUAUAACUCCUUGUACUUUUAAAAUUUUUUUAAUUUAGCCCUUAUAAUUUUAUUUUUA
Messenger RNA from Gossypium raimondii (Peruvian cotton), 1249 nucleotides. RefSeq names its product RING-H2 finger protein ATL43. The transcript has a single exon. Lineage: Eukaryota; Viridiplantae; Streptophyta; Magnoliopsida; Malvales; Malvaceae. Bases 67 to 1065 code for a protein of 332 amino acids. The record is from RefSeq and is a predicted model, not a curated record.